AUGGCGGACCUUCAGAACAUCUUGGAGGAGUUCAAAGCUUUCGAUAAGACAGGAGAUGGCCUCAUCUCCAGGGAGGAGUUCACAUCUCUGCUGCACCACCUCGACAAGGGCGCGUGGCCCGCGGAGGACGUGGACGCCCUGUUGGACUCUUCCCACUUGGCCCGGGGUUCACAGAAGGUACCAUACGUGGAGCUCUUCACGUGGUUUUUUAGUUCGCAGUCCGAGGACACCUUCAACAACAUCGUGAUCCUAACAGACUCCUACAAGGUGACCCACCACUUGCAGUACCCGCCUGGCACCGAGAAGGUCUACUCGUACUUCGAGUGCCGAGGCGGCCAGUUUCCUGAAGUGUGCUUCUUCGGUCUGCAGUACCACAUCAAGAAAUACAUGACAGGACCAGUGGUGACGAUGGACAAGAUCGAUGCCGCGGAGGAAUACUUCAAGAUCCACUUCUCUCAUCCGAAGUGGGACUACAAUGACACCCUGUUCAAUCGUCAGGCAUGGGAGUACAUCGCGACCCAUCACGCUAGCGGUGUUCACUUGGUCAAUUGCAUGAGCACAGACACUAUGGCCGCCCUGAUUAUGCUGAAGGAGUUCUACGCGUUGGCACGGCUGGCUACAGGUCACAAGUGCACGAUGACCUCUCACAGCUCCGCCACCGACGCCUCCAGCUCUGCCAGUGGCGACGCCGGCAACGACCGCGCAGAUACCAACGCAGACUUGGGCGCCAAGCAGGGGUUGAAGCUUUGGGAUCUUAUCGGCAGGAUGCUACCUUGGAGCGUGGUCUACCAGCUGUGCCAGUUCAGUAAGAUCUUGGGCUCCCUCCAACACGAGAUGAGGCCAAUCGGGAUCUCUGGGAGGCUCGUCAUGCUGUCGGAGGCCUUCGUGAACAACAAGAAUGUCGUGCCCUUCGCCUUAACCUCGAGCAGGCCCUUGCUCCAGUUCCUCAAGAUCCCUCUGAAGUACCCGAAGUGCCCCCACCACCUCCCGCCCCUCACCCUGCUCCGCGCUCUGCACGAGCCAAGCCGAAGGCGGGAGGACGUCGCGCACAGGCGGUGGUCUCAGAGCCACCUGGAGGGUGUACCUAUGACCGACCUGCAGAAAUGUCUAGCUGCAGCUACGGCCAAGGCGGCAGAGGCUCGUGGCAAGGUCGAGGAGGGAAGGAAGGACGAACCUGGCACGCAGGCUGGUCCCGGUGCCCCCGACGCCAAGUCUCGGAGAACGGCCGACGGCGGGGGCCAGCCCGACGAGGUCAACGCGAUGUUCCUUCGAGAUUAUUUGAAUUUCAAAGCUUCAGCUCGCCCAGCCUUGGCGGCGAAGCAGAUUGUAUUUCUUCUGAAGUCGAAUGCCAAUGCCGCCGCCUUUCGCGCCAUGACCCAGACAGAUAUUGACCAGAAGCCCGAGAUCACCGAGGAGAUGCGCAAGCAGACUUUGAAGCAGCUCGCGACCACGCCAGCAGCUCAGAUCAAGUUCUGGGUGGGAGAAUUUACGUCUCGCUACUCCAAGCCUCUCACGGAUCGCACGUGGAAGUGGACGCUUACCUUUACCGAUGUCACACCAGAUGCGUUCCUCGAGGCGUUCGCGAAGAUCAUGGCGUGGAAGGAUCCGACGAAUGGCAUCGUCCUCGAGAGCUGGCACACAUUUCAACGGCCGGAAUUUUUUGACUGCUAUUUUUCAAUGGAGUGGUCUACAUUUGCGCAGAUGGGCCAAAUGUUACUAUGGUGCGAGUUCCCCUUCGGUGCGUGGCCCACCCUGUCCAUCUUCUCCGACAGCAAUUUUGUCAACAACCUUCAAGAUGUCACGGAGUACUUCAUUUUUGAUGGCACAAGGGACACAUUGGACGGGGGCUACGGCGCCUGUUCCGAGGUGGACUUCUUGUUUGACAGCAUCAUCAUUUUUGUCGAGGGCUCCGAGAGUUACACCAUCUUCUACACAGGCUUGGGUUUCUUGCGAGGGUUUCUUGCGGCCGCGCCCGCACUGUGCGACAUCUUCAAGGCUUGCACAGACUACUGGGGGACCGAGCUGAAGGCAACGAUCGAGAAGAGCGGCGGCGUCCUCGUCGUGCGCCCCGACAGCGGCGAGCUGCCAGGCAUCGUCCUGCAGGUGUUCGAGAAGCUCGAGAGUAAGUUCGUGAGCACGCAGACCGAGACGGGGCACAAGCUCUUGCCUCCAUGCAUAUGCGUGAUCCAAGGCGACGGGGUGGAUAUCAAGUCUGUCGAGAUGGUCCUGGAGGCGAUGCGCAAGGACAGAUGGGCUGCCGACAGCUUGGCGUUCGGCAGUGGUGGCGCCCUUCUCCAGAAGAUGCACAGGGACACCCAAAAGUGUGCGUUCAAGUGUUCGUACGCUCUGAUCAAAGGCAAGAAUGCUGACGCGGUGAAAAAUCCCAUCACGGAUCCGGGCAAGAAGUCGAAGAAGGGAAGGUUGACCCUCGAGUUGCGCGACGGCGUGUGGACGACGGCAACCGAAGGCAAGGAUGACCCCAAGGUUGAUCAGCUGGUGGAGGUGUUCAAAGAUGGGCGGUUGCUGGUAGAUGAUACAUUGAUCAGGAAUCCCGGGGACGCGUUCAACAAUAUAGUCCUGCUCACGGACUCUUAUAAGGUCACCCAUCAUUUGCAGCACCCUCCUGGCACUGAGAAGAUCUACUCAUACUUCGAGUGCCGCGGCGGUCAGUUCCCCGAGGUGUGCUUUUUCGGACUCCAGUACUACCUCAAGAAGUACAUGGUCGGACCGGUGGUCACGCCCGAAGCCGUCAAUGACGCCGAGGAAUACUUCAAGAUACACUUCGCGCACCCGGUCUGGGGCUACGACAGCAAGCUGUUCAAUCGCGAGGCUUGGGAGUACAUCCUGAAGCAGCACGGUAAGCACCUGCCAGUUGUCAUCAAGGCGGUGCCCGAGGGGACAGUCCUCCCGUACAAGAACGUCCCGUUCACCCUGGAGAACACCGACACGAAGUGCUUCUGGCUCGCGAACUACCUCGAGACGCUGCUGGUGCAGGUUUGGUACGCCAUGACGGUGUGCACCCAGAGCCGCGACAUGAAGAAGAUUAUCAUGGCGGCGGGCACAUGUUCAAAAUGCAUGCACGACUUCGGCUUCCGCGGGGUGUCCUCGGUGGAGUCGGUCGCGACUGGCGGCGGCGCGCAUCUCGUGAAUUUCCUCGGCACCGACACGAUGGCCGCGCUGGUGAUGCUAAGGAAGUUCAACGGGGAGCCGUGCGGCGGAUUUUCGAUCCCCGCCUCCGAGCACAGCACCAUGACCAGCUGGGGCAGGGAGGGCGAGGUGAGCGCGAUGAGGAAUAUGCUGGAGAUGUCCCCCACGGGCCUCGUGGAGUGCGUGAGCGACAGCUACGACAUCUUCAAGGCGUGCACGGACUACUGGGGCACCGAGCUGAAGACCACCAUAGAGAAGCGCGACGGCGUGCUCGUCGUUCGCCCGGACAGCGGGAAGUUUCCGGGCAUUGUGCUGCAGGUCCUGGAGAAGUUGAAAACCAAGUUUGGAUCCACAACGACGUCCACAGGUCACAGGGUGAUGCCAGACUGUAUCCGCGUAGUCCAGGGAGACGGCGCCGACAUCAAGUCUCUGGAAGUCGUCUUGCAGGCCAUGAAAGACAAAAAGUGGGCCGCAGACAACCUGGCGUUCGGCAGUGGCGGGGCACUGCUCCAGAAGAUGCACGGGGACACGCAGAAGUGCGCGUUCAAGUGCUCCUACGCGUUGAUCAAGGGUCAGGACGUCGACGUGGUCAAGGAUCCUAUCACCGAGCCUGGGAAAAAGUUCAAAAAUGGCAAGCUGACCUUGGAGCUGAAUGGUGGGCAGUGGACGACUGUGACUGAGGGCAAGGGCAACCCAUCCCUGGACAAGCUCGUGGAGGUCUUCCGUGAUGGCAACCUGUUGGUAGACGACACGUUCGCCGCCAUCCGCGAGAGGGCGAAAGUCCCAGCGUAGGCUACGAGCAUGGCUCCGAAGCACGUCCACCAGUGAGGCUGCUUUUGUAGGCAGUUUCGCCCCUGCACCGCCCUUGCAGCCACGUCCCUUUGCGGAACACAUUGCUUAAGCACAAGUAGUGUCACCCGCACAUGCACACAGGACAGGCAUACGCAACAGCCAUAGGCAUCC
Prorocentrum cordatum is the source of this 4110-nucleotide messenger RNA. Lineage: Eukaryota; Dinophyceae; Prorocentrales; Prorocentraceae. The record is from the annotation of a GenBank genome assembly.